Molecule: messenger RNA, 8567 nt
Organism: Portunus trituberculatus (swimming crab)
Lineage: Eukaryota; Metazoa; Arthropoda; Malacostraca; Decapoda; Portunidae
Exons: 8
Coding region: 2216-5896 (1226 amino acids)
Source: RefSeq, a predicted model, not a curated record
UUUGCCUUUUUUGAUACUCUCAACCCAGGCCGGGAUCUCGUAGAGUCGUUAGGGCGAGAAGCUGGUAUCGAUCACUGGGAAAACCGACUGUAUGUGGCGCCCCGAAUUGGCGCAUGCGUGCAGACCACCCCUCACGCCUGGUUCUUUGUAAGUUUCCCCUCGAAGAGCCGUCAGUCGCGCUGGGCCGGUGUAAGGGGAUGAGUAGGCGUGCAACACCCUCCGUCUCUGCUGCGCCCUCGACUCCCUCAUAACCCGGUUUUCACAUUAUUUAUUACCAUUUUCCACCCCCGUGUAAGGGUAGCGGAGGGCAGCGAGGAGAGGUCUUACUGCAUAGAUAAACUCCCCCAAAUUAAAAGUUACCAUCACAACCUUAAAUAAAUCAGUAGCCCACUAAGAGAACCACAAAGGGAAAUAGAAAACGGAGUCAACAGAGAGUAAACAAGCCCAGAGAGACCUAAUUACGUGCAUACAAAAGUGACCUCUACAGUCCCUACACAAAGACGCGACAUUACCAUCAUAACACCACCACCAGCAGGAGACCAGGAGACAUCUAGUGAGCAUAAUACGAACCACAGUAACUCGUGAACGGAAGCAUAAUAGUGAAGGAAGGACGAUGAUUGGAGGAACGACAGAAACAUCGAGAUAAAAGAAGACGAUAAAUAAAAUAAGUUAAAAAAAGUAGAUAUUAAAUUGACAAGAAGAAAGAGAAAAGGAAACACGUAUUUGUGAUAUUUUAUUACAGGGAGAGAAAACAAAGGAAAACGGAAAGAAAUUCGGAAAAACAGGACUUUGUAACAUUAUAUUGCAAGAAAGAGAGGAAAAAAAGAAUAAAAAUAAGAAAGUUGAGACUAAAUUAGUGAAAGAUACAUAGAAAAAGAAGUGUGAAGUGAACAGAGAUACAAUAACAAGACAGUGACUCCUCAAGGUACGACAAUAGUGCUGUGCUGUACGACGCGGGUCAUGGAGCGCACCACCACCACCACCACCACCACCGCGCUGCCAGACGUGUGGGGAUGCGGCUCACCCACUCCCUCUGCCGCCUGCCCUGAAUGACUGCCCACGCCCCCACACCCAUACCCGCAUCCACACCCACGCUCAAUCCCUACCCUCACAUCCCUUAUCCCUACAAAGCCUCACUGAACCCUCCUCAAAGCCUCGCUCCCUCUUUCGAAGUCCCGUUCAGGUCUCGUAAAGAAAACAGGCCACGAGUCUCGGUGUAACGCAGCUUAUGUCUUUCAAAAACCCCAAAUCCUUCUAUUGCACCGGGAGAAAUGAACCCGCCAUGACUUUCAGCUGAGGCAUGUGGCGCUAUUUUUAGUUAGUUUUCAUACACCGUACGUAACUGCCACUACCCAUCAUUCUCUGCCUUAAAGAACGGGUGGCUGCUUCCAUAACUCAGGCAGCUUCCAGUCCCGCCUUAGGAUCAUCAUUUAUCUCGGGGUGCGGAGGCAGCACGUGAAGGAGGCGCCACUCAAACCUACAUUAAAAGCUCAUUAAAACUGUGAGCCGCCCUGGGCCUUUAUUUCUACCCGGUCUGCCCAACAUAAGGGGAAAAACUGGAGGGGAAGAAUAACAAUAGAUCAAGCUGCCAACUGUAACGUUCCGGGAGCGGGAGAGGAAGGAUCAUAAUAGUAAUAGUCAUUCACAAAAGAGCCAUUUCUUGCUGAGUAGAGUGUGUUUGUUUCGUUGCUAGAGUAGUGAGGCACUCAAAUAAACACGAGAAUAUAGAACUAAUGACAAAACAAGCUAACAAACAAGGUAAUAAAGAUAACAAGUAACGGAGACGCCAAAAAAAACUCUAAAAACGGCGAUAAAUCAACACAUAAAAACUGUCUGCUGGAACUGUAGCACUAGGCAGACAGACAGACAGAAAAACCAUCCUACUCGUUACUUCAACCCCCAUUUUCUUCAAGACUCCGGGAAGACUUGAAGUAAAACACGAGCAUUAGAUUUCUAUGCGGGGGAAGCCUUAACAACCUUGACCCAGGGAACACAGCGCCGUUAAGGGAACAAUAGCCACAGCCACACAGGCGCUGCAGACCCUUAUACCCUUGGUAGCCCUGCAGAUUAACGUAACAUCUCUCUUUACAUUGAGGCGCGUCCUAACCAUGCCCUUUCCUGACCCCUGAGAGUCUCCCCUGCCCUGCCCUACCGAAGCUGUCUGAUCAGGGGUGCUCCAGGGUGCGGGCGCGGGGCGUGGGCACUCGCAGACACCAUGACGCCCCGGGGGAACACCUCGGGAUCCAUCAAAGGGUAUCUUGACGUGAAGAUCCCUGCCAGGAAACGAAGAAGCAUCUCGCUGUUUCGGCAACAUGUGAUGAAAGUUCAGGUGUGGAAGAGGCGGUGCUGGGUGGUAGUACGAGGAGACCGCUCCCCUGAGGAUGCAGCAACGAGGACCAACCAACUCAGCCUUAGCGUGGAGAUCUACACGAGACACGAGGGUUCAGCUGACCACCCCACUGAGGGCACCAUUCUCCACCUCGACCUCGUGCACAGGAUACGAAGAGCGAAGUCCAAGUCACACCCGUAUGCCUUCGAGGUGUGCGGACGGCGGGGCGAGGCGCUGCUGUACCUGAGCGGCCAGAGCGAGACAGAGACACAGAAAUGGAUGGCAGAGAUCAGGAACAUUCUAUGGCCCCCUACACACCUAGAAGCCAUCAGCAGAGCCCACGGCAGCACAUGGGAGGUGAGCGCCAUCAGUGUGGGAGACGCAGGAGCAGAUUGGACGAGUCUGGCAGGGCUGUACGGCAGACUGGCAGUGAGGGAAGCCAACUUACUCAUCAAAGACACGCACAAUGGCACGACCCGGGUGGAGUGGCCGCUCACGUCAGUCCAGCGCGUGUGUGUGGCGACGGGCGGCGAGGUGGAGGACGAGGGGAAGAUCUUCAUUGUGCAGACCCGACAGUCCCACCCGUGCGGCGAGGCCUACCUCUACUUCUUCUCGCCGGAGCUGAGCGCCCUGUUGGAGGGCCUGCACGAGGCUGUCUCAGAACUUAUAUCCGCCUCGGCAGCCGACAACGUGUCCCUCAUCAGUGACCUGUCGGAGCUGUCUGGCGCCCUCAGCUCCGUGGUGGUGCUACCGCCACGCUUGCCGGACCCUCCGAAGAUGCGCAAGGCCACCUCUGUCAUGGAUCUGGCACAGAUCCACGAGCUGCAGCCGCUGUGCAACGUACACACACCACCGCGGCUCAGCAGCAGCCAGUGCAAUCUCGCCGAGGAGCCGCGGGGGGAGCCGCCCCUGCCGGGCCGCCUGCUGGGGCACUCCCGUCGCAGAUCCAUGAGCGAGACUAACCUGGCCAAGCUGUGCCUCGACGAGACCGACGAGGAGCUCGAGUCUCGCGAUGACGACCUGGAGGACGCCGACCUGCGCCAGACUGACCUGCCUAAGGACCGCACCUCCUCCUCAGGCUCCUACAACUCCUACCGCUCCACAGACUCCGGCGUGCGGCUCUCCGCCUCUCCCUCCACGCACUGUGACGGCGGCCGGUACAUGUCGGAGAACGCCACGCGGCGCUUUGUCACCAAAUCAGACUCGUUGGACUCGGGCGUGAGGGCGUGCGUGAAAGAGGACGCGCGGACCGAGGCCACAGCAGAAGGUGACGACAGCAAAAAGGACGCCACGUCAGGAGACGGUAAAUCUGAAGGGUCAUCGCGGCGCGGAAUGGGUGCCCUAGAGGAGGAGCCUGACGUGGACACCAAGGUCGGGGCGUGGUGCCUGCAGAGUGCUCGCGCCAGGAGGACAUUCUUCACCAAGAACCUGAACGUGGCCUGUGCCAACUACAAGGACCGCAAGGCCGUGCGGCAGCUCAACAGGACCAUGUCCGAGUCGUACAAGGAGGUGGUGGACAAGCACGACGACUACCGCCGCAUGUCUGAGCUGCCUCCAGUGGCCAAAACGUGCACCGUGUACGAGGAAAUCGUGGACGUGCUCAAACCGCUGAGCGCCGCCUCGCAGCAGGCCAAGGAGCACGAUUACGAAGAGCUGGACAAGUGUCGCCGAGACAUCAAGCGCAGCUACAGCUUCCAAGAGAAGUCCAAGCCGCCGCCGCUGCCGCCACGGCGACCCAAGUCCUUCUCGCCCGACCCCUGGGCCGAGGAGGCCAUGACCAAGUCCGGCACCCUCAGAAAGAUCUUCGGCCUCUCCUUCCACAGCAAGUCCCACUCCACAGACAGCAUGCUGGACGUGGAGACCUCAGGCUACGACGACAUCACCACGCUGGGCAGCGCCGACGUGGCGCUGGUGCAGGCCAUCGGCACGCUGCCCAGGGUCAGGAAAAAAAUCGGUGCUGAGCGUCAGACAAGCAGGUCGGCGUCCCCCAAGAUGUCCCCCAAGCAGAAGGCAAGGUCCCUAUUCGGGGUGUCCCCCAGCAGGUCCCCCAUGAUCCCGCGUCCCAAACACCUGUUCCUGUUCAAGGGAUCGGCGCGCGAGGAGCUGCAGGUGUCGCCACACACUAAGCCGCCCUUCAAACUCCACAGACAGUUCUCCUUGCAGGCUCAGCGAACACCCAGCACGGACGGGUCUCUCGCAGACAUCUCUACCCCAGAGACACCACAGACACAGCAGCAGCAGCAGCAACAACAGCAGCAGCAGAAUUCGAGUCAUCGACAGUACUGGCGGCCAGAGUCAGCAGGCGGAGGCACGGGACAAGGAACGGAUGGUACGGUGAGCGACGACGCCAGCGGCGCCGCCUCUAAGGAUUCCUACGCCUUCCUCAAGUCUCCUAAACUGAUGACGAAAACCUUCAGUUUCUUGAAAAAGUUUCCGAAAGAAAAGUCUGGCUCGCUGGAGCGUCAACGAAAGUCUGGCAUCAACUUUGUGCCUCCGCAAGACCCGCUCACCAAGUUCCCGAACAGCUACUCCAUGGACAGCUUCGCCGUGGAGAAGGGCGCUCAGAGCUGCGGCACGCCUUCCAGGGAUCCCGAGGCAGACUGGGGUGACGGAGACGUGCUACCGGGAUGUCGCCUUCGCUCAAUGUCCUAUCUCCCACCCGCCUCGCCCGCCAUCAGGAUCCCUUUCCACUCCCACCACGACUCCACUUCCACCACCCCUGCCGGCACACCCACCAGUCACUCUUUCAGUCCUCUGCGCAAAAUGAGUUCCCCGCAGCCCCCGUCCGAAGCACACGGGAGCUGCUGGAGUGAAUGCGAGUCUCAUCUGGCGCCCGGUGGUCACCCACUCCCUCCCCGCGAGCCGCCGCCGCCCCCCGCGCCACACGAGCCGCACUACGCCAACCUGCCGCACCACGAUCCAGAAUACAUGUCCAUGGAGGAGGUGCGGGGCACCUUCAGGAGAAUCUCCAACGCCUCCGCCAGCGAGGGGCGUCGAGACAGCGGCGGCUACCUUUCAAUGGGCGAGAUUCGAUUAUUUCAGCGGCCUUGCGAGGCUCCGGAGUGCCCCGGCUGCUCCAUGAACCAGCACGACUGCCCGCCGGAGCCACAGCCGCAGCCCCCCGAUGAGCACGAGUACAUGACGAUGGACGACAUCCAGUCUGUGCUGCACACAGAGUUCCCGGGGAUUUACUCCACCUCCGAGGAGGAGAAGGACCUGUACAAGAGCUGUGGGUUUAAGAGCGCCCCAAGUAGCCGCAAGACCUCCUACUGCGAGGGCUCCGACUACCUGACGCCGCAGGAGGUCGGGCGCAUGAUCCGGAGGGAGGUGCUGGCCGUGAGGCGAGGCCGGGAGGGAACCAGUGAGCUAUCGCAUCACCUCCACCACCACCAGCACCAGCACCCCCAGCACCUCACCACCGCCCACCACUAUGACCCCCACCCCCACCACCACCUCCACCACCACCUCCACCCACAACAACAGCAGCAGCAACAACAGCAGCAGCAGCAACAGUCGCAGCAGCAGGACCCUUCCCAACACAAGCAAUUCCACCACCACCACCACUAACACCACCACCUAUCCCUGUAACCCUCCCUCACACCCCAACGCCCUCACCACCAACACUACUACUAUCCACACAACGCCCUCAGUCACUGCCACUCACACCCCACACCUCACCACACACCCACACACCCACCCACCCACACACAUACACAUACACACACACACACUCCAAAGACACAAGGAGGCGAUGAUGUCCCUCUCAAUUGAAGCUCUUUUUACGCCUUACUGGACCACUACGCUCACCACUACGCAUUCAGCGCUUUUUUAUAUGCAUAUAGAGAAUCCCCACGGGUGUAAGUAUCCCCUCUUCUAUAGAUCCCUAACGCAGUGUGCUUAAUAUGAGAAAGUUAGAGAGAAAACGAGAGGUGAAAGAGAGAAACAGGUGUGGUGCACGUGCAAUUACAAGUCGUAUAUAAGGAAUCGUGUAAGUGGACUUUUACUGUGUGGACGCCGAGGGUCAUGGAUGUGUUAUGGUUGUACAGUUACACGUUUUCUAACCUUCAGUAAGAGCAACAAGGAGAAGGUGGACUCGAAGGUGCCAAAUAUUCGACCUAAGUCUUCGAUUUCUCUUCCUCAUCCCUUAUCCCUUCCUUCACCCAGCCCGCCACCCCGCCGCCCUCAUCCUCCCGUCCCUCCUGCCUUUCUUUCGGGACAAGACUCAAAAUUUAAUAGUUGUUCCCCCAUCCCCACCUGUUAACCAUUCCCUGCCCCUUCCUCACACCUUUCUCCUCCCAUUCCCCACCACAACCCUAACCUCAGCUCAAAAAUACGAACUGUGUUUAGUGAUUUGUAAACUUGUAGAGCCUGUCUCCUGUCUUCCUUCAUUUGUUUUUUGUGUUCGUGAGUGAAGCCCGGAUCGAACCCAAGUGAACCAGUGGAAUGAACCAAAGUCAAACCCGGCGACUGAUGCUUCAAAAACCGGCUUUGUGGGAACACGGCUCAAGUGAAGCAAGAGCAGACAGCCACUGAAGCCAGGAAGUGAAGCAGAAGCGAGGAUGAGCGAGAGAAAGAAAACACAAUCAAGAACAGCCGCGUGGUGCCAUUCAGCGGCGAGACAGAACAGCAGAACAGCGAAACAGGAGAACAUCACCCCUGUAUUUGUUCAUUAGGCUGAUUAGUGUAUAAGUUUAACCUACUGACCUGACCUUACCGGAGAGAGAGAGAGAGAGAGAGAGAGAGAGAGAGAGAGAGAAUUUUUUCCUAUUUUCCAUUCUUUCCUUUCCUCUGAUGCAGUAAUCUGUAUAUUUCUUUAUACUCGCUUACAAAACAAUCUCUAAAUAGAUGUUAUCGUAUUUAAGACAGCACGCACGUACACACAAACCAUAAGUGUACGUGUGCGUGUAUCCGUGUACCAGAUAACCCACAUGAACACGACUGUCAUGCUCUAACGCCAUCCACUUCAUAGAAUUAAACACUAACUCGCACCCACAAUGGCAACUCCGUGUACGACAAUACUUCAGUGGGAGGUACCAUACAGGUCCAUAUUUGUAAACGUGUCAGCGUCUGGUGGAUGUUAUUUGGGUUCUCAAGGGUGUUUUCAUGAUAGCAAUGACCGUUUAAUGUCUUACGCACCACUAAAGGCAAAAAAAACAUCCACAAUAACCCGUCUAAUAAUCUCUGGACCCUCUAUAAACAGUGCCAAAGGGAGAACAUGGCACUGAUGAAUACAAGACGCACUGUGCCACACCAAUGGUAAAGAUGUACUGCCGCUGUAACACAUUCCCUUUUGUUCGAUGUGUCCCAUUCAUCUACGUUCUAGUUUUCCAAUGUGUAGCAACAAUAAGUGUUAAUCACGGACACUGAUGGGUGUUUCCUCGUAGCCCUUCCCUCUCGCCGAGCUAUCAGGUGUACAAUGACUCCCAGAGGUAAACGAGAGCGCGGCUGACCCUCCCUCCCUCCCCUGCAUUCAUUGUCCCUCGGUAUUUGCAUAGGAUAGCUUUCAUACGUACGCCGGAUGUGCAUAAUAAGUGAUAACAAGUCUGUUUUUUCGUGUACCGUUUUAUUCAGGGUUUCGUGCGCACCAAGGCCCUGUUUUUUGCCCUCCUGUUUACUGUUAGAUGUUGGUUUGAUAACGAUCGAACGCGUGACUAUUCAACCUAUGCCUCCAGAGCCCGUUCACGUCCUCACCCACGCCCGAGUCUCAAUUGCAUAGUUUUUUAGGUGUUCUGUUCCACGAAGGGAGAGUGAGCGGGGAAGUCCUUCGCUAUAUAGAUGAAGGUUAUGGUUUGUUUAUUCCGGCGUGCCACUCAGCGCUACGAGGAAUCAAGGCUUUGUUGUAUAUAUGUUAUCUUUUCACAUCCCUUGACACUGCAGCCAUCACACGGACCCGUUUGCUUACAGAGAGAAGCGCUAAAAUCGAAAAAAAAAACAUAUGAACUUUGCUAUGAGAGUUGGAAUUAAGAGCACAAGGACACGAGACGAAUUGAGGCUAAAAGAGUAACGCAGUAAUGGAAAAACUGACACAUGGCUUUGAGAUAAGAGAUAAUGGCAAUACAAAAAUCAUAAAACAUUGAUACACGAGUUGGCGAUAUGAUAAGAAAAAUAAUGUGAUAAAAGAAUAGAAAGCUGUGUAUGUAGAUUUGUUCAAAGAUAGUAUUCCAUGAACACUAAGGCAAAAUAAAGCUAUGAAGAACAAAAAAUGAAAAGAACAUUACUAAGCAGGUUUAAAUCAAUU